This is a messenger RNA of Staurois parvus, 468 nucleotides long. The record is from the annotation of a GenBank genome assembly. Lineage: Eukaryota; Metazoa; Chordata; Amphibia; Anura; Ranidae.
CGGGCACCGAGUCGUCUGGCGGGAACAGGGGCAUCGAGUCAACUGGCGGGACUGCGGGCACCGAGUCGUCUGGCAAGACUGCGGGCACCGAGUCGUCUGGCAAGACUGCGGGCACCGAGUCGUCUGGCAAGACUGCGGGCACCGAGUCGUCUGGCAAGACUGCGGGCACCGAGUCGUCUGGGCAAGACUGCGGGCACCGAGUCGUCUGGCAAGACAGUGGGCUCCGAGUCAACAGGCACGACAGUGGGCACCGGGUCAUCAGGUAUCGGACUGUCUGGCUCGACAGGGGCAUCGGGUCACCAGGCAUCAGGUCAUUUGGCUUGCCAGCGGGCACCGCGUCAUCUGGCAAGGCAGUGUGGCACCGGGUCACCAGGUAUGACAGCGGGCUCUGAGUCAAUUGGCACGACAGCGGGCACUGGAUCAGGUACCCGGAUCAUCUGGAUCAACAGCGGGCAUCGAGUCAACUGG